Schistosoma turkestanicum is the source of this 664-nucleotide messenger RNA. The record is from the annotation of a GenBank genome assembly. Lineage: Eukaryota; Metazoa; Platyhelminthes; Trematoda; Strigeidida; Schistosomatidae.
GAUUUUUCUGCGGCAGUUUAGAGAAUUUACGAUACGUUGGGCGUGUGUGCCACAGUUUGAAAUGGCCAGCAUUGCAGGAAAACGUAUCCAAAAAGAGCUAGCUGAGCUGAAGAAAUCAGAUGAGGCAGCACAAAAUCAAUUGGAAAUAGAACCAUUUAAUGAGAAUAAUGUCAUGCAUUUAUGUGGUUGUAUCAAAGGUCCACCAGAUACUCCUUAUACUGGUGCUAAAUUCAAACUAGACAUUAUAAUUCCUGAUAAUUAUCCAUUUGUUCCUCCAAAGGUUAAAUUCCUCACUAAAAUUUGGCAUCCUAAUAUUAGUAGUGCUACAGGUGUCAUAUGUCUUGAUGUCCUGAAAGAUCAGUGGGCUGCUGCUAUGUCAUUACGUACUAUUCUUCUAUCAAUUCAAGCGUUAUUAGCUUCUCCAGAACCAGAUGAUCCACAAGAUGCAGUUGUAGCUAAUCAAUACAAAAGCAGCAUAGAUGCUUUCAAUUUAACUGCACGUCAUUGGGCAGGUAUUUAUGCUGAAGGACCCGGAUCUGAUCCACGUUGUCUUGAAUUAGUAGAUAAACUUGUUCAAAUGGGUUUUAAAGAGGCUGACGCUUGCUGUGCAUUGUCUAUGAAGAAUUGGGAUUUAGCUAUGGCAACAGAACAUUUAAUAAAAUAA